AUGCUCGCCAUGAUCCGCAAGAUGCCCCUUGAGGUCUAUCCCAUCUUUGGCAUGAUCGGCAUCGCCAUGACCUUCGGUGGCUACAUUGUCCAAAAGAAGGUCCGCUUCGACCAGGACCUCCGAAUCCGCAACGACAUGGGCUACAACCCCAACCACUGGGCCCACCGUCUCUCGGGCCGCGAGUAA
Messenger RNA from Polychytrium aggregatum, 186 nucleotides. RefSeq lists its product as uncharacterized. The transcript is spliced from 2 exons. The coding region runs from base 1 to 186 and encodes 61 amino acids. NCBI's taxonomy places the organism in Eukaryota, Fungi, Chytridiomycota, Chytridiomycetes, Polychytriales. The record is from RefSeq and is a predicted model, not a curated record.